This is a messenger RNA of Chlamydomonas reinhardtii, 1110 nucleotides long. RefSeq lists its product as uncharacterized. Lineage: Eukaryota; Viridiplantae; Chlorophyta; Chlorophyceae; Chlamydomonadales; Chlamydomonadaceae. The record is from RefSeq and is a predicted model, not a curated record. Bases 119 to 367 code for a protein of 82 amino acids. The transcript has 3 exons.
AUGUGGGCCGGCUCAGACACCCGCUGACACAGGCUGUUUCAGAGCCGCUCAGCCUCUGGAGGGAUCUGCACAGUAGCCGUCCAGCGCCUCGAGCAAGCCGUCGGGCAGCUGCGGUAGGAUGGGGGAGGGAGGCGAAUGGAUGGGGGACACGCACAAAGGCGCCGAAGCCGGCGCCACCCCCGUCACGGCCACGGUGGGCUUCGGCGGCAUCGACCGCACCGGCCCGCGCUGGCUGGCGCUGCGGUCGCUAGCAGCCAGCCUGCAGGGCUUCGUGGCAGCGACUGGGGCCGGCCAGGUAUAUUCAGCCAGUGUGCUGCAGCGGCUUCACGCCGUACAGGUCCUGGACAGCCAGGGGCCUGUGGGUUGAAUAUGCGGCAGUCAGGAUUUCCCGACACGCCACACUUUCACCACAUGCUACAACAUGCUCCGCAACGCACGCGCGAAAGCCUGUGCGUGUGCGGAAGCACCUGAGGUGUUGCACGAUGUUGCUCGCUUCGGGCAGCACGCCCAAUACGGAGGAUGACAUCUGGGGUGAUAUGUGCUUGAAGAUAGAUAAUAGUACUGUUUACGGGUGUUGGGAGUCGGCGAGCGACAGCGAGCAUGCCGAUGGUGCCGCGCCGGUUGAGAAGUUGUUAGGAGUUCUGGAUUUACAGUUGCGCGCCGCUUGAUAAAAGCUUCAAGCAGCACAGGCCUGACAAAGAAUUCGGAUAAAAACGUUGGUGUGCUACUGCACGGCUGCGAGGUUUCAAUCUGUCGAAAUAAGACGCAGUUUCGGUCAUUUGCUCGGGCACGUCCCAUAGCAUUUCGCAGCUCGUGUCGAAUGGUGUGGUUUGGUUGCUUUCCUUGUGAAGUUAGUGUUGAUUUUGGCCUGUUGAACAGGGUGAACAUUUGUAGUUGCGUAGCAGCGUCUCUACCUGCCGACCUGUGGCCUGGAGAUGGCUGAAGUAGCUGGAGUUUGGUACGGGAAGAGGCCACGACGCGCGAGCCUUCAAAUGGGCGCACGCGGCGUUGUUUCUUCACUCCACCAACAAGUACACAAACAAGUACAAGCGUGCGAGUCAAUCAACAAACAAUUAAAGCUCUCCAAGUUUCCUGUAACAAGCAAUCAAG